Dreissena polymorpha is the source of this 1636-nucleotide messenger RNA. RefSeq lists its product as uncharacterized. The record is from RefSeq and is a predicted model, not a curated record. Gene Ontology annotation, molecular function: RNA binding. Lineage: Eukaryota; Metazoa; Mollusca; Bivalvia; Myida; Dreissenidae. The coding region runs from base 127 to 1494 and encodes 455 amino acids. The transcript is spliced from 6 exons.
UUACCCAGGAAAUUAAUUGCACAACCAAGAAUCAGAUUCCUUUCGCAUGUUUGUUAUAAAGAGUUUACUUGGUAUUAUUUGAAACAAAAGAGUGAAGGCAUGUGUAGUCGUUCGUAAGCUUUUAAAAUGGAAACUGUCAAAACAAAACGGGAAAGAUUCUUUGUAGCCAAGGUUGAUAAUUUCGUUUCUUUAAAAAGAUGCAUUGAAUCUGAGAAAUGGGCAUGUAGGGAUAGAGUGUAUGCUCCCCAACCUAGGGAUAUCCUGUCUUCGGCAUUUUGCGAAGGAAAGGUAUACAUAAUUUUUAGUGUUGUAAACUGCCAUGGCUGGCAUGGGUAUGCGGAAAUGUCCAGUUCAGUAGAUGCGAAUGAACAUAUCUCAGAUUUUGAGAUUCCCCAAACCAUAGGUGAUUGUGCUGAAAUUACAGGAAUUCGUAAGUCUCCAGUGUCCCAACGUGCAGGCUCUGAAUGGCAUUAUUUUAACGUAAAAUGGAUUGUUAACUUUGUGGAUUUUGGUGAGCAAUGUUUGCAAUCAAAACUAACUGAGGAUCUUUUUUGUUAUGAGAAGGAGCAAAAGGUAUCGGUGAACAAAUGUAGAAACUGGCAGGAGCUGGACACAGUAACAGGAAAGCUUUUGUGUGAUAGAAUAGAUGAAAAGAAAAAGGAGCUCAUAAGACUGGGACGAAUAAAAGAGGAACAGCGUUUGGACUCAGUUCCUAAACCAUUUUUUCAAGAAGACUCAGUUACGGAGACCUGGACAUGUAUUGUCUCCAAAGUGCAGUCUGAACUUGGAACUGUUUUGCUUGCUUGCCCAUUUGGUAGUCAAAGAUACAAUCUGCAGAGACCAGAAAGUGACUUGGACAUGUUUAUUGUUUAUCAAGCAAGAACAGCAGAUAUUUUGGGCUUUCAUCCUCCAAAACAAACCAUUAAGAAUCGUGAUAGUGAAAAAUGUGAUUACACUAUUCAUGAGGUGCAUCGUUUCUGUGAGCUGCUAAUGACCGGAGAUGGCAGAUGUGUGGAAACCUUGUUCUUGGACCAAUCUACAAUUGUAAGGUCAACACCAGAGUGGCAUGUCCUGACACAGGGGAGGCAAAUGUUCCUUAACAGGUUUUGCUUGGAGAAGUACAUGAGAGAUGCCGAAGGCAGUAAAGGCACCAAAUUGUUGGAGAGAUGGUGCACAGAUCAUCCAGAAGCUACACACCUCUCGGAUAAAAUGUGCAAACUUCUCUACAUCAUCAUCAGACUGUUACAGAAUGCCAGAGAGAUAGUGUGCAAUGAAUCUCUCACAGUGUACAGACCAGAUGGAUCUCCAAUGAGAGACGAGCUGAUGAACAUCAGGGCAGGAAAUAUGCGAGUGGAGGAGGCAAGAUUGGUCAUACAACGAUACACCUCUGAGAUCAAUGAGAAAGCAGCAACAGUUCCAAACAAUCCCAUAGAAGUAGAAGCCUUUCUCUCUGAGUGGCUAAUAAAGAUGAGAUACAAGGACUUUCAAAUGUAAUAGUUUCAGUGAAUGAAAAUGAAAGACAUGAUGCAUGUGAACAUAUGUAAUUUUAUUCAUUAUUAUAUUAUGUAUUGAGUAAUUGGAAUGUUACAGUGUAAAUGAUUUAAUUGUUGUAUUCGUAUUAAAAAAAUAAACAACU